AUGAAAAAUACAACAUGUAAAGCACAUUGGCCGUACUCGUGCGCCGGUUAUCCCGCUCGCUACAAGGUGAAUGAAGCUAUAAAGUGCCAAAACGAAGGGCUGUACACAAUACCUACAUAUACAUUCUGGUUCAUAUCGGAAGAUGUAAGAUACUUGUCUGCAGGCUUCAACAGAAUAAGUUACAUAGAAAAUGGAAUGUUUCAUGGAAUGCCAAAUCUAGAAGAAUUAAUACUUCAUAAGAAUCAUAUACGCGAAAUAUCCUCGUUUGGAUUUAAGGGGCUGGAUAAACUCGAAAUUCUUCAUUUGUACUUAAACACCGAGCCCAUGAAGUUGAAGAACAGAUCAUUUGGAGGUUUGCACAGACUUAAGUUCUUGAAUAUACACAGUCUAACAAGUUUGGAGUAUCCAAAUAACAGUAAAAUAUUUGAAGAUUUAAUUUCUCUGGAGAAACUCCACAUGUGGGGAUGGAAUAUGAAACAUGAAGAAGACUUUUUUCUCCCUAAUCCACACCUGUUACGUAGAUUACGCAUGGAUCAACUACAUGCACACACAAUGCUGUUUAGAAACCCAACGAACUAUAGUAACCUUGAGGAGCUUAGGUUUUCUAGCAAUGAUAGAAUAUUAGAUGGACAAUUUAAUGGGUUAAACAAACUGAAAAUUCUUAGUGUAAGAUCCAUGCAAAUACUACGUCUAAAUCCUGCCACGUUUGAAGGUCUUCAAUCACUGACAUACCUGUUUAUUGGGAAUUGUAACAUCAACACGAUCGAGCAACACACAUUUGCCAAACUUCAAAAUAUUGAGCGGAUCAUAAUUUCACAAAAGGCAUUGCCCAGAUACCCACUAACAUUAUUUGAGGGACUUAAGAAUUUGACUAGUGUUGAAAGUGAUCAUAUGGAAUUGUGCUGUAUAGUUCCAUCAACAGUGAAAGAGUGUAUUCCACAGCCGGACCACCUUUCAUCCUGUGAAGAUCUGGUGAAGAACGACAUACUCAGGGUGUCUCUGUGGACAAUUGGUAUAUGUAUACUACUUGGGAACUGUGCAGUCAUAGCAAUUCGGUUCCGGGAAGACGGCACGAGGCAAAGUAUUAACAAAAUAUUGGUAGUGAAUCUAUCAUUAUCGGAUAUGAUAAUGGGAGUAUACAUUAUCAUAAUUGCUGUGAUGGAUAUGAAAUACAGAGACACCUUCUUUCAAAUCCGGGAGGUCUGGACCAAAAGUGGCUUAUGCAUGGCUUCAGGAUUUAUUGCAUAUUUGUCAACUGAAAUGUCUGUGUACAUCCUCGUUGUCAUGACGCUUGACCGAUUCCUCAAAAUAGUGUUUCCCUUUAAAAUGUGGUUACACUUUUCCAAGCGUGUUGUACAUUGUGUUCUCGUCUUUGGCUGGAUUCUUUGUAUAACCCUAACAGCUUUACCACUUCUCCCUCUCAAUUACUUCAGCCCUCAUGAAUUCUACACACAGUCCGGCUUUUGCUUGCCACUAGUGUUGAAUUAUGAUUCUGCAAAAGAAGCCAUGUUUAACAAAGCCAUGUUAAACCAACAUGAAAGUACCGAAUUGGAGGAAAACAUUGCAUUAGAUAGACAAAACAUGCAGCAACAAUAUUCCCAUUUCAACGGUUGGGAGUAUUCUUUCGCUCUUUUUAAUGUUGUCAACCUUAUCGCCCUUCUUCUUAUAGCUGCUGGCUACUUGGCUAUAUUCUUUGCUACAAAGAUCUCCAGAUUAAAAACCAAACAAUGCUCUGGACAGGAGAAAGAAAGAAGGAUGGCGGCGAAAUUGAUGUGGAUCGUAGCAACUGACUUCUGCUGCUUGGUUCCCGUAAUAAUCAUGGGAUUUCUAACCUAUUACAAGGAGAAAUUGUUGCAUAUGUCAGUAUAUUUGUGUUGCCAAUCAACAGCGCUAUCAACCCAAUACUCUACACAUUUAGCACACUUCCCUUGA
This is a messenger RNA of Owenia fusiformis, 1932 nucleotides long. Lineage: Eukaryota; Metazoa; Annelida; Polychaeta; Sabellida; Oweniidae. The record is from the annotation of a GenBank genome assembly.